CAACAGCCAACUCGCGGUACCUGCUUCUCAAAUCUGCGGACCGUCAGCUUGUUCUUCUACCUCAUCCUCCAUAUUACCCCCAAAUUGACUGAAAUGGCCACCGCUUUGAAUGGAUGGCGUUGUGCCUCAUGUCGGAUGGUCGCAGCAACCCGUGUCAAUGUUCCCGGAGUAGCCAUUAGAAUGUAUGCAACCACAUCUGCGAAUGACGAGCCAUCCUCAGUACAGCGGAAGCGUAGAUCUACAUCUUUCAGCGACCGACUAAAUGCGGGUCCAUCAUUUGCAGACUUUACUGGUGGCAAAGAAACGAUGUCCAGAGAAGACGCACUUGAACUCCGAACAGCUAUGGUAGGGCCAGCAGGAAGGAAGAAGCAGAUUACAAGACUGCCCGAAUGGCUCAAGACGCCGAUUCCAAGCUCCAACAAUUACAAAAAAAUCAAGCAAGAUCUCAGAGGCCUCAACUUACACACGGUUUGCGAGGAGGCGAGAUGUCCAAACAUAUCAGAUUGUUGGGGCGGCUCGUCCAAGGCCGCGGCUACUGCCACAAUCAUGCUAAUGGGCGAUACUUGUACGCGAGGUUGCCGUUUCUGCUCAGUCAAGACUUCGAAGACACCUGCGCCUCUUGAUCCGCACGAACCCGAACACACGGCCGAGGCGCUAAGGAGAUGGGGACUUGGCUACGUCGUGUUGACCUCUGUAGACCGUGAUGAUCUCCCUGACGGUGGAGCUCACCACUUCGCGGAGACGAUCAGGAAGAUCAAGCAAAAAGCUCCUUCAAUACUUGUUGAGGCACUCACUGGAGAUUAUGCUGGGGAUCUGGAGAUGGUCAAACUGGUUGCCCAGAGUGGCCUAGAUGUGUACGCGCACAACAUAGAGACGGUCGAGGCACUGACCCCAAUGGUUCGGGAUAGAAGGGCGACAUUCAGGCAAAGCCUGAGCGUUCUUCGAGCCGCAAAACUAGCUAAACCAGAGCUCAUCACGAAGACUAGUAUCAUGCUGGGACUGGGCGAGAAAGAAGAGCAAGUUUUUGAUGCGCUACGAGAAUUGCGAAAAGUCGAUGUCGACGUUGUCACCUUCGGUCAGUACAUGCGACCAACGAAACGACAUAUGAAAGUUGAGGAAUACAUCACUCCCGAUGCGUUUGAACAAUGGCGGGUUAGAGCUCUUGAAAUGGGUUUCUUAUACUGUGCAAGUGGUCCGCUUGUGCGUUCGUCGUACAAAGCCGGCGAAGCGUUUAUCGAAAACGUGCUCAAGAAAAGAGCGGGAACGAAGAUAGAAGACGAACCGUCAUCGAAGCCAAAUGAGCUUGACGUGGCUUCACUUGAAUCCUCAAGCGUUUAGGCCUCCGACCGUUGCAUGGGACGGAGUGGUUCGGAUCCGGCAGUUUUAGCCAUUCCUUGAUUCUAACGUACACAUGCUCGUUCUUUCAUAGCCUGCACAUCAUUGUAACAACGUCUUCGUCGACUUGUGUUUUCGGGGAUACAUGUACCGAAUCAAGCCGACACAUGCCUUCAAUUUUCUAAAAAAUUAUUCCGUCAUGCGGUUUCUACCGCGUGUGAUAAUCCCGACAGCGAGUCAAUGUGCUCUAUCCAAAUCACAGACGACGAAAUGAAGAGCAGCAGGUCAAACUGCACAGGUCUUCAAGGAUGCUCCUUGUGGCUCUCCGCUUAUUCCCGGAUUGAAGAGAAGGAACAUUCGAGGAGCUCCAAAUUGCUCUUUACAGUCUGGCCUACAGCACAGAAAAAACAUAGAUCGCCUAAGCAGGAUUUGCCGUGCCCCUGUCUGCAUCUGGUCGAAAUGAUCGGCGAAUUUGAUAGCAAGGGUGCAGGGCCUGCUGGACUUCAUACUUGCAGUAUCGCGUAGUGAUUUUUUUUUCUUCAUAUGCCAAGUAGUCAUAUUUCUCAACUGCAUGAUGGCGAUAUUGGCCAGACUUGACGUACAUACGAAGUGUCAUUCUCUUC
Molecule: messenger RNA, 1958 nt
Organism: Verruconis gallopava
Lineage: Eukaryota; Fungi; Ascomycota; Dothideomycetes; Venturiales; Sympoventuriaceae
Product: lipoyl synthase, mitochondrial
Exons: 2
Coding region: 94-1338 (414 amino acids)
Biological process (GO): lipoate biosynthetic process
Cellular component (GO): mitochondrion
Molecular function (GO): lipoate synthase activity; 4 iron, 4 sulfur cluster binding
Source: RefSeq, a predicted model, not a curated record